CACAGACACCUGCGUGUCAGUGAGCUGGAGUUUUUUCUUCGAGUCUCUCUGAGGAUGACUUAGCUCCUCACGUCUUCUCUCAGGAUUUACUUCACUUCUGCUUUCACUCUGAAACAGAAUCAAACAUUUAAACUUCUUCCUCUUUUUUUUUUUUUUUUUACUUGUGUCAGUUGUUGCUCUUGGAGACUGCGGCGCGCUUUUACGCACAGCUUGACGCAGCACGUGCAGCGGAAAGACGCAGAUCGUGGGCAGAUUUGAGCGCAGGAAUUCCCCCCUCUUCCACCUCUUCCUACUCCUCCUCCUUCAUCAUCAUCAUCACCUCAUGCUUCAGGACUUCACCCUUGGCCCUGACACUGUUGACGUUUCCAUGGAGACCCUGGCCUCAGUUUGGGCCCCUGACCCCUGUGUUCUGAGUGACCCCGGAGAGAAGCGGCACGUGCCAUCCACCGUGUGGGAGUCUCCUCGUGUCCUUAGCCGCUCGCCCCCUGCUGGUCUGACGUGGACAGAGCAGUUUUCGCCUCAUCUGCAGAGAAACAGACAGCUUCAUGACACUCUGCUGCAGCGAGAGGAGGAGCUGGUACGACUGCAGGAGGAAAACAUCAAGCUCAGGGAGUUUCUCACCUCCUCAUUUGUCAGGAACCUUCAGGAGAAGGCUAAAAAACUGCCCAUUGAUAGGAAGAGAAAGCUGAAGAGAAACCUGAUGCAUGUCGAUGAAAGACCUCUCCAGAUCUGUGGUCAUCAGCAUGUGGCCUCACAGCACGUCAGUAAGAGAGUCUGCAGAAACCUUACUGCCGAGUUCUGCUCUGAAUCCUCGGAAACGUCAUCAUCCUCAGAGCCGAACCUUGACCUAUGGGUUCUACGAACGCUGGGACUGAAGGACAGAGACACUAUCGAUACAUCUGCUGAUUCCUUGUCGUCACCGGGACACAGCCUCAAUAGUUUUGGUUACGAUGCUGCAGUCACCUCGUCCUCAUCCUCUCCCACAUCCUCUGCAUGCUCCUUAAACUCUUUCAACCCUUCUGCUGCUGCUUCACUGCCCCACAGCGUCUGUCAAAGUUCAACACAUCAAACCAAGUAUCAAUACAGUCCUGUCCAGUGUCAAGAAUCAAACCACAGCGAUCCUGCUCAGAAUUGCACACUCUCACCAGGUCAGAACUCCAACUUCACUGCCAAACAUCUGUCCGCACAGUGCGGAGAAGCUCCUAAAACUGCCUUCCAUUGUCCACCAGUAACAGACGAAUCACCCUUCACCCAGUCACCAGACACAGCUGAGAUCUGCACAGUCACUGCCUUGAGUCAAGCACUCUGUCCGCAGGGAAACCUGGCUUACCAUCCAGCAAACUGGUCUCCACUGGAAGGCAGCCGGACACCAUCCAAGGACACCAUCCCGUUCAGUCAACCAGGAGAAAGAAUCAGUUUCUCUCCCGUUUCCUCUUCAAGUCCGAUCAACAUGAAACAACAUUGGACGCCUGGGUGGACACCAAUGACCCCAUCAGAAGAAUCCCUUCCCCCUGCCACACCUGAGACACCUCGAACUCGGACAGAUUUGGCAUUUAGUAUGUCACUAAGCCCCUCUAGCAGUGUCAAGACCCACAGCUUUCCCCAGGGACAAGCCUUUGUCAGAAAGGACAUGGAGGGAAGAUGGAACUUCACUUGGCUGCCCAGACAAGGACCGUAAGCAGCUUGUAGGUCUUCCCUCAAAGGACUUUUAAAAUAAAAAUUAAAAACCCAGGCUUCCUGAACAAGCAGUUCUGAACAACAUUUUCUUGACAUAGGUAUAUGUUGAACUUGUUGCUGAGGUUCUAAUUAUAUGAGAAACAAAGGUCUUUAAAAGGUCCUGGGGCAACACUUAAAGGUAGAGUUGGAGAUCCAAAAAUUCAAGCCUUCUUCAGACUUCCCUCCAAAGCUAUGCCUCCAGAGCACAGGAACGUGCAAUGCUUGUUUGCGAAGAGUGUUGCGUUGGUUACACACAGACUCAUGAGCACUGCGCAGCGUUGGUAACUUUUGGCACUUUUCAGUGAUGCUAACCUUUUUGGAUACUUAGUUCAAAUGACAAUGUGAUGCCGAAAAAAAACACAUUUUCUCAAAAGAUCACAAAGA
Messenger RNA from Solea senegalensis (Senegalese sole), 2100 nucleotides. It is a transcript of the gene gmnc, whose product is annotated as geminin coiled-coil domain containing. The record is from RefSeq and is a predicted model, not a curated record. Gene Ontology annotation, cellular component: nucleus. Lineage: Eukaryota; Metazoa; Chordata; Actinopteri; Pleuronectiformes; Soleidae. The transcript has 5 exons. Bases 323 to 1678 code for a protein of 451 amino acids. Gene Ontology annotation, biological process: negative regulation of cell cycle; negative regulation of DNA replication.